AUGCCGUCGCCGCCGUCGCCACCCCCGCCUGGGAUCUACGUCCCCGUUCCCACCUUCUUCGCCUCCAAGCAAGCUGCCAACUACGACCCCGCCGUUCCGCCAGUCGAUGUCGACACCCAAGCCGCCCACGCUGUCUACCUCGCCAAAUCCGGCAUAAGGGGUCUCGUUCUUUUCGGCAGCACAGGAGAAUCCGUCCAUGUCCAUCCCCGAGAUCGCAGAGCGCUCCUGCAGGCUGUCCGCCAUGCUCUUGCCCGGGACGGCUUCCCAGACUACCCCAUCGUUGCUGGCACGGCAACUCACAGCAUAGAGGAAACGGUCGAGCAGCUCGUCGAUGCCAAAGAGGCAGGGUCGCAGUGGGGGAUGGUGCUCGUUCCGGGAUACAAUGCCGCUGUCACUCCUCAGGACGGCAUUGUAAGGUGGUUUACCGCCGUUGCCGAUCGAAGCCCCAUUCCGAUUUUGGUCUAUCAUUUCCCCGGCGUGUCCAACAUGGUCAGAGUCGCGCCUCGCGCGUUCGCCCAACUUGCCGCCCAUCCCAACAUUGUCGGAUGCAAGCUCUCGCACGGAGACGUGUCGCAGCUGGCUCAGGUCGCGCUGAAUCCCGCCAUCGACUCGAGCCAUUUCCACGUGUUUACUGGUCUUGGCCAGCAGCUGGUUCCGGUUGUUUCGGUAGGGUGCGUGGGCGCAAUCGAUGCCUCCGCCGGGUGCUUUCCCAAGACGCUGGUGAGGCUGCUGGAUCUGGCAUGCAAGAGGCAGCCGACCGAGGCCGAGUUCCGGGAAAGGCGGGAGCUGCAGUACAAGGUCAGUGCCAUGGAGGAGAUUGUGGUCAAGCACGGCAUCGUCGGCGUCAAGGAGGUUAUUGGUCGGCUGAGGGGGUUUGGCGAUGCGGACGGCUCGCGACUGCCUCUGAUGGGGACUGUGGACGAGUGGGAGCAGUGGGAGCCCGUGUUGCAGGCAGUGGACGAGGUUGAAAAGUCGCUGUGA
Ustilaginoidea virens is the source of this 981-nucleotide messenger RNA. RefSeq lists its product as uncharacterized. Gene Ontology annotation, molecular function: 4-hydroxy-tetrahydrodipicolinate synthase activity. Lineage: Eukaryota; Fungi; Ascomycota; Sordariomycetes; Hypocreales; Clavicipitaceae. Bases 1 to 981 code for a protein of 326 amino acids. The transcript is spliced from 2 exons. The record is from RefSeq and is a predicted model, not a curated record.